Molecule: messenger RNA, 1866 nt
Organism: Candidula unifasciata
Lineage: Eukaryota; Metazoa; Mollusca; Gastropoda; Stylommatophora; Geomitridae
Source: the annotation of a GenBank genome assembly
AUGAACCCUCUCCUUUACAUGGGGAUCGUCGUGCCCACAGUCAUCACCAUCGCCCUUUUUCUCAUCUUUAUCUACUGUUGGUUGCUACAGAGAGCACGCAAGGAAGUGCUGACCCGGAAAUAUGACCCCCAUGGAAAGAUGAGGAGUCUGGGCAUGUCCUUGAACCCACCCUUGCCACCCAGCUUCUGUCUGCUGGAAGAGCUGCUCCUCUCUGAUGUCGGCGAGGACAACGUGGCCUAUGACGUUAGCCGCAGUCCCUCCACACAAGCGGACUGUCAUGGACGAGCACUCUACCGCACUUUCCACGACAGCGGCAUUUAUGCGGGCUUGACAUGUCCUGACUCCAGGAUCUCUGGAUUGAAUCUGUUACAGCCGACACAUGCUAUGUCUCACAUCAAUAGAGGGAGCCAUGACGCCGAUGACGUGUUCCAGCGUCAGCCACAACUGCAGCAGGAGUGUCAGGACCACAUUUACUUAGACAGGCGUCAACAACAGCGGUACAAGCAUCAGUCGCCUGAUGUGGCGCUACAUGCAGGUAGGGUGCAGGCAUCCGUCCAUCUAAACAGUUCAGUUAGUUGCAGCAGCAACAAAGACGGUUCCGUGACAAGUCAGAGCCGGGACUCCCCACGCAGUCAGGCAAACAGCCUCCUGGAUGAGUACAGCCUGAGACAUAACAGCCUGCACAGGCCAGCAACACCCACGUCACGCACACUGCAGACAUCCCUGUUGUACGAUGAGGUCAGUGAGGGCCACAAUUCUCCACAGACUGGCCAGCCAUCAUUCUGCUCUGACCAAAGUCGAACACUACACUGUUGGAAUCAACAGGAGGGUACUUGCAUGCGCACAGAGCAUCAUAUACCCGUAGACACAGUUAUCAUGAUGUCUUCUUCUGUAAAUUCCCACCUGCAAGAAUCACUGACUCUCGGCUUGGUUCAACAUCUGUAUGACCUACCCUUCCCACCACCACCACUACCACCACCACCACCACCACCACCACCACCACCACCACAAUUAGUACCAUCAUCAUUUGAUACAGCAACAGCAGCUUUUCCUCCAAAUCAGUUCUACAGGGAUAGUAGUGUUAUGGGCAUAGGGCUGCCCACUGUCCUUGAUCCUGGGAUCAUAGACAUGGGGCAGAUAACUCUCUCUGGUAUAGAGCGACCGGACUCCCAAGCGUCUCAGUCCUCAAGCACAGACUCCGAAGACUCCGGCUUCCGCAGCUCCUACUGUGCCGCACAUCGUAAGGAUGUCCUUGGCAAGCAAGAACAUCCAUUACUGAAACCGCUAGGAAGAAGUACAAGAAACAAGAACCACCGGAAAUCUUCUAGAAGAACAACUUGUCGCUCACAGAAACUCCCAUUCGCCACUCGCCAGCCAGUGACUACAUCCAGCCCCACACAUCGACAAGACGAUGUUCACAAUGUAUCUGUGAUAAAACAAGCGAAGACAAGACUGGAUGUGACGCACAAACCACUAGAUGUGAUCCACAGACCACUGCCCCUACGUCAACAAGGCACAAACUGUACGGGCCGGGGGCUCACUAAAGGGGCCUACUGUGCCGCCACAUCCGGAGAGCAGGCUGUCAGCAAGAACUCCUCCACGAGUCCUCAGUGUUCUCCCGCCAGGAACAUCUGGGCUCUCCAUUCCAGCAACGACGGUGAAGUCUCCGCCACACAGACCAUCAGCCUGACGCACAUCAAUACACAACCCAGCCGGGCAUAUUUACCCAGAGUCGGCAAACCAACGUCUCAGUUGCCGGACCACUCCAGGUUUGUGCAGCCUAGUGGUCAGGCUUGUCCACCAGAUCCCGCUGGCCAGCCACCAACAGAUGGCCGCUUAGACAGUCACAUGUAUUCUGUUGUGUGA